UUUCUUUUAGAGACUGUGGUACAUUUUCUGAGAGAUUUAAGGCCUGCAGACCUUCUCCGGGUUCUAUUCACAGUUGCACUAUUCUGGAUAUAAACAUGUCGGGGAUGAAUAGUGAUCAGCUGCAUCGCUCCACCUUGGGGAUUUACUCGAGCUUGAUGAAUGAGUUCAACCCAAGUCUACAGAAACUGGUUUCACUGGGAAACAGUUACGUCCAAGCUUUCAGACUGCCAGCUCUUGCUGCGGCAAGCGAUGCUUACUUCAAUGCGCUUUCAAAGAUUGGGGAGAAAGCUUUCCACACAGUGUCUUCACGCUCCAUAGGAGAUGUCCUGAUUCAGAUUUCUGAGCGUCAGCGAAGACUCACCUUAGAACUAGAGGGAGUGUUCCGCUGGUUUAGUAUGGAGGUUCUUGAGGCCCUGAACAAUAACAUCCGAAUAGACAGAGAUUAUUUAUCGAGCAGUAGGGAGACAUAUGAGAUGGAACUCCGCAACCAGGCAGCAGCUCUGGAGAGACUGAGGAGGAGAAGCAGCCAGGCAUAUCCUCAGGGCGGUGGCAAUGUGGAAUAUGUGGAAUUCCUCAAGGAGAGUUAUAGCCAGGCUCUGCAGGAGGAAGAGAGGAGAUACCGCUUCCUGGCUGAGAAACACUGUGGCAUGACACAGUCCAUCGCCAAACUCAUGAAUAAGAAUGCGGGAACUCUCCAGCAGGAAAUCUGCUGCUGGACAGAAGAGGUCGAUGCCACCAGACGACCUGAGGCCCACAGACCUGCUAUUCCGGACAACAGUGUGGGAAUGAAGGAGGAGGAGAUCAGAAGGAGCAGAGAUGAGGUGCCUCUUGGCAAAAUACCAUCAAGAGCCCCGUCUCCAGACGGAAGUGUUUUUCUUGGAGCAGACUCAGCAGGAGGUGGUGGAGGACGAGUCAUGAGGGCCCGGGUGGCCCAUCAGCCUGCUGGCUCCAACCCCACCUUGCUGCCCUUCACCAGGGGACAGAUAACUGUGCUGGUCCAACAGCCCAGGAACGGCUGGCUGUUUGGACGUGCUGACAACAGCUCACGUCAGGGAUGGUUUCCAGCCUCAUUUGUGGAACCAGUGGAUGAUCUACCAAUGUCACCUAUUCCCAGCAGACCCACUCAAAGAAGCAACAGCACCAUGAGCAGCCAGCUCGACCAACCAGGACUCAGCAGUCAGGGUGGGGCUGCACCCCCUCCUCCUCCUCCACCACCACCACUGCAGUCUCCAUCUUUGAGUAAAAAUGCUAACAUGCCGCCAGUUGCACCAAGUCUUGACAAAAGGGCUAUGUCUAAUUCAGAAAAGAAGAGAUCACAACCGAAUGACGCCCGACCAGAACUCUUCCCAAAGGGUACCAAUCCGUGCACAGUUAAGCUGAAGCCCACGUCCACCAAUGACAGAUCAGCUCCACGUCUAUAUCGCAGAUGA
Molecule: messenger RNA, 1430 nt
Organism: Archocentrus centrarchus (flier cichlid)
Lineage: Eukaryota; Metazoa; Chordata; Actinopteri; Cichliformes; Cichlidae
Gene: baiap2l2a
Product: BAR/IMD domain containing adaptor protein 2 like 2a
Biological process (GO): positive regulation of actin filament polymerization; plasma membrane organization; actin filament bundle assembly
Cellular component (GO): nucleoplasm; cytosol
Molecular function (GO): protein binding
Source: RefSeq, a predicted model, not a curated record